This is a messenger RNA of Folsomia candida, 1820 nucleotides long. Its product is annotated as protein THEM6. The coding region runs from base 748 to 1371 and encodes 207 amino acids. The record is from RefSeq and is a predicted model, not a curated record. NCBI's taxonomy places the organism in Eukaryota, Metazoa, Arthropoda, Collembola, Entomobryomorpha, Isotomidae. The transcript is spliced from 4 exons.
GGUUUUGGUCGAACCCGAGUUUGUCAUACACUUUUAUAGUAGAGCUGCUUUUUCUAUUAUAAAUGCCAUUCUAGUAAUUCAUCUCUUAUAAUCUUUGAAAUUGAGGGAAUUGUAAGAUAACGAGGACUUAAGGUAAAUUAAGUUUAUCGUCGCUGACUUAUUAGUUUGUCAUCAUCACGAAUUACCCCCGGUUUAGACUUCACGUUAGCAUCACGUCCUCCUCUAAAUCCGAUUUUUUGAUUGGUCGAAAUUUUUAAUUGUCUUAGUGAUAUUUUUGAUUAGCCAAUCAAAAAAUCGGAUUGGGAGGAGAACGUGAUGCUAACGUGAAGUCUAAACCCGGCGUUACAGUGAUCUCGAGGAAAGCGUUGUUGUGAACUAGUUGUUGGUUGAGGAAAUUGAGGCUGACAUUGAAUUGCCAUGUAUACAUAAUAAUAUGUAGCCUUGAUCCUCGCCCCGUUCUUCGAUCCGUCAGAGAGAAAACCGGGCAACUAUAUGCACACAUAUCCGCAGUGGCCGGCGGUGAAUUGACUAGUUGACUUUCUCCUCAUUUCUCUUCAUUUCCACAAACUAUCAUUUCUUUACUAUAACGGACACAAAAUGGCCAUUUGUUAAUUUGGUAUAUUUUCAAAAUCACGUUAUGCGUAGGAUAAGAAGUGUUGCAUUUGACUAACAUUUCCUUCGUGUACAACCUCCACCCUCAUCCAUCAUUUAGGACAAUUUCAUAUAAAACUCUACCUUGAGUGAAAAAUGGGUCCGUGUCUGUUUGGAAUUGUGUUGGGAGCGUAUGUGAUGACGGACGUGCAUUACUAUGUCAGGACUCUCUUGACCUACUUUUAUGCCAAGUUUUUCCGCAAUCGGAUCAGCAUAACCGACCCAAGUGAAGUUUACGGAUUUGUGCUGCCAACUGAUGCUGACUUUAUGCUGACACACAUGAACAAUGCACGCUUCUUGCGAGAAUGUGACUUUGCAAGGUUUGACCAUGGAACUCGUUGUGGGAUGAUCGAAAUGAUGUUCAAGAAGCGUGGAGCAGUUGCGGCGCAUACAAUUCGAUACCGACUGCCUCUCAUGAUGUUCUCGUACUACAAGAUUGUCACUCAACCUGUCUGGUGGGACGAGAAAUUCGUAUAUGUGGAACAGAAAAUCAUUACGAUUGCAGAUGAUAUCGUUCGGAGUGUCGGAUAUUCAAAAAUUGCAACAAACUUCAACGUCGAGCAGUUUGUGCUGGAGAAAUUUCCUGAUAUAUCCCGACCUGAAAUGCCUGAAGAUAUGCAAAAGUGGCUCGAAUGCAACGAGUUGUCAAGUAAAAAGAUGAAAAACUACCUUUCCAAUGGAGAAGGCACCAAUGGAGUAAAAAAUGGAAAACAAAGUUAAGUGUUGAGUAAAUUAGUAUCAGUUUUGAUCAUGAUCUACUCUAAAUAAAUUGUGAUGGCUGUGAGCGUUGGUGUUGAUCAUCGUGUGAUUAGUCUCGAGCCCCUUUAAAAAUGCUAGUCAAUCGGUUCUGUCUCAAAUUUUAUCAAACAGUAUUUUAUUUUCUCACGUUGUCAGUAUUUCUUGAAAUGUUGUUUUAACUUUUUGCUGUAUUAAUUUUUACAAUAAUGCAAAUUAACAAUAUUUGCACUUAUUACUUAAGUAAGCAUACAUAGUAAAUGUGAAUCCUCGAAAAUACUUAUUUCCUGAUCUCAUGUAUUUAUAUUUGUGUUAACCCUUCUGCCAUAUUUAUCAACGUAAAAUCGGUUAAGACUUAUUGACCUGCCACAUUCUGUCCUGUAUGUUAUUAAUCCUCGUUUUUUAACAGACUAAAUAAAGGGUAUAUAACUUUG